Phasianus colchicus (ring-necked pheasant) is the source of this 5033-nucleotide messenger RNA. It is a transcript of the gene MAML3, whose product is annotated as mastermind like transcriptional coactivator 3. Gene Ontology annotation, cellular component: nucleoplasm; nuclear speck. Gene Ontology annotation, biological process: Notch signaling pathway; positive regulation of transcription of Notch receptor target. Gene Ontology annotation, molecular function: transcription coactivator activity. NCBI's taxonomy places the organism in Eukaryota, Metazoa, Chordata, Aves, Galliformes, Phasianidae. The record is from RefSeq and is a predicted model, not a curated record.
AUGGGGGAUUUCGCGGCCCCGGCCGCCAACGGCAGCAGCGUCUGCAUCAACGCCGGCCUCGGCGGAGGGCUCGCCGGGGCCGGCGGCGGCGGCGGCGGCGUCCCCAAGCACAGCACCGUGGUGGAGCGGCUGCGGCAGCGCAUCGAGGGCUGCCGGCGGCACCAUGUCAGCUGCGAGAGCCGCUACCAGCAGGCGCAGGCGGAGCAGCUGGAGCUGGAGCGCAGGGACACCGUGAGCCUCUACCAGAGGACGCUGGAGCAGCGGGCCAAGAAGACGGGCGCGGGCGGCAAGCAGCCGCCGCCGAGCAAGCAGCCGCAGGACGCCGAGCCCGCCGCGGCCGAGCAGCGCAACCACACGCUGAUCAUGCUUCAAGAGACUGUAAAAAGGAAGUUGGAAGGCGCACGAUCACCUCUCAAUGGAGAGCAGCAGAAUGGAGUUUGCGAUGGCAGCUUUUCUCCAACCAGCAAGCGGAUACGGAAGGAUGUACCAGGCAUCGAGGCAAUCAACAGCUUGCCCAAUAACUUGCCUUUGCCUGCUGUUUCUCCUCUUCACCAGCUUGACAUGAAAGCAUCCUUGCCCCUGCAGAACAGUGGAACUCACGGUAGUGGGCUAGAGGACUUGGGUAAAAACGGAGGGCUUUCAGAGAUAAAGCUCCCUGUUAAUGGGUGCAGUGAGUUAGACGAUGGUUUUAGUGUCCUGCAGAACAAGGAACUAAAGCAAGAGCCUUUGGACGAUCCUACCUGCAUAGACACUUCAGACACAUCCCUUUCAAAUCAGAACAAACUCUUCUCAGACAUCAAUCUGAACGAUCAAGAGUGGCAGGAGCUAAUAGAUGAACUAGCAAACACCGUUCCGGAAGAUGACAUACAAGAUUUGUUCAAUGAAGACUUUGAAGAGAAGAAGGAGCCAGACCUUACGAGGCCUGCCGCAGAGACUCAAGAGAGCGCAAGCGUCAAAAGCGAUCCAUCUCAUUCCCCAUUUGCUCAUGUUCCAUUAGGAUCUCCCCAGGUGAGGCCGUCUUCCUCUGGUCCUCCAUUCUCAAAUGUUUCCACAGCCUCUAGUGUGACUUCUGUAUCCAGUGCUCCACCAGCUCCAAUCCCUGCAGGCUCACCAGCAAACUGCGUUGUUCAGUCGCCUCAGACUCCCAACCAGGCCCAUACUCCAGGCCAAACUCAGACACGAUCUGGAAAUGGCUAUCUUAUGAACCCAGCAGCAGCAACUGUGGCAGGAUCAGGGCCUGGACCGGUGAAUCUACCAACUGCUGACUUGUCUCCAGCUGAACAGCUCAAGCAAAUGGCCGCACAGCAGCAGCAAAGAGCUAAGCUCAUGCAGCAGAAGCAGCAGCAGCAUCCAAAUCAAGCCUCAAGCUGGUCGCCUGUGGGCCCUCCGUCUAGUCCAUAUGGAGGGCCUUUCAGUGCAGAGAAACCAAAUAGUCCAAUGAUGUAUCCCCAAGCCUUUAACAACCAAAACCCAAUAGUGCCUCCUAUGGCAAACAAUCCACAGAAGACCACAAUGAAUAACUACCUCCCUCAGAAUCACAUGAAUAUGAUCAAUCAGCAGCCAAAUAACCUGGGCACAAACUCUUUAAGCAAACAGCCUAAUAUGCUUUCUUAUGGCAACACCAAACCUCUGACCCACUUCAAUGCUGAGCUGACCCAGAGGAUGACCCCACCAAUGGCAAAUCCCAGCAAGAACCCUAUGAUGCCAUACAUACAGCAGCAGCAGUCCCAGCAGCCACAGAUGCAAGCUCAGAUGGCACACCUGAGUGAGGAACAGAAACGCAUGCUCAUCAUGAAGCAGAAAGGAAUGAUGAACCAGCCCAUGGCAUAUGCAACACUUCCUUCCCUUGGUCAGGAGCAGCACCAGGUGGGACUGUCCCGGAGCACAGCACCUAUGCAGCCCUCUGUCCCACCAGGAGCCAGCAGCGUGGUCACAGGCACGAGCUCGGGAGGGCCUUUCCUGGGCAACCAGCCACAAGCGGCCAUCAUGAAGCAGAUGCUGAUCGAGCAGAGAGCCCAGCUGCACGUGAUAGAGCAGCAGAAGCAGCAGUUCCUAAGAGAGCAGAGGCAGCAACAGCAGCAGAUCCUAGCAGAGCAGCAGUUGCAGCAGCAGUCACAUUUGCCUCGGCAGCAUCUGCAGCAACAGCGGAGCCCAUAUCCAGUGCAACAGGUCAAUCAGUUCCAAGGUUCUCCCCAGGAUAUAGCGGCUGCAAGAAACCAAGCAGCGCUCCAGAGCAUGAGGACGUCCCGAAUGAUGGCCCAGAACGCGAGCAUGAUGGCAAUGGGUCCCUCCCAGAACCCGAGCACGCUGCCCACGACGGUGGGCCAGUCAGACCUGGGCAUGGCUCCUUACAGCAACGCCUCCUCCAGCCAGCCGGGAAUGUACAGUAUGAGCACAGGGAUGAGCCAAAUGUUGCAGCACCCAAACCAAAGCAGCAUGAACAUGGCGCAUAACGCAGGCCAGGGAACGAGGCAGACCGCCUCUGGACAAGUGGUGGGAAUGGUCAGCAGUUUUGGUCAGAACAUGCUGGUAAACUCUGCUCUUCCCCAGCAUCAACAGCAGAUGAAAGGAGCGGUGGGCCAGGUCUUACCCAGGCCACAAGCACCACGGCUUCAGAACCUGAUGGGGACUGUCCCUCAGGGAACGCAGAACUGGCAGCAGCGAGGCUUGCAAGGUAUACCCGGAAGGACUAGCGGCGAAAUUGGGCCUUUCAAUAAUGGCACAACGUACCCGAUGCAGUCUGGGCAGCCUCGGCUGCCCAAGCAGCAUUUCCCACAGGGACUUAACCAGACAGUUGUGGACACGAGUGGAACGGUGAGAGCCCUGAACCCGGCAAUGGGGAGACAGCUGCUGCAGCCGCUGCCCGGGCAGCAGGGAACCAGCCAGGCCAGGCCGAUGGUGAUGCCUGCAAUAAGCCAGGGGGUCCCCACCAUGUCUGGUUUUAGCCAGCCUUCUGCGCAGCAGAUGCCAGGUAGCUUUGCUCCGAGCAGCCAAGGCCAGGCCUAUGAGAGGAAUCCCACUCAGGACAUAUCUUACAGCUACAGUAACGAAGGAGCUGGGGGCUCAUUCUCCAGUUUAGCAGAGGGCGCAGACCUCGUGGACUCCAUCGUUAAGAGCGGACCAGGGGACGAGUGGAUACAAGAACUCGAUGAGUUGUUCGGAAACCCCCAGUGAAUGGGCUUGUAUAGUCUGGAGUUUGGGUUGUUAAUGUUUGAAAAAAUCAAAGAGAGGGUUGGAUGUGCUCCCCAUCCUCGGAUUGUUGGGGUUUUUUGUUUGAAUUGGUUUGGGUUCUUUUGUUUGUUUUCUUUUGAUUUUAAUCGUGCAAAUCGAGCUGAUCUGUAGCCAACUUGGGAAGGUUCGGGUGAUGCUGAGAACAUUGGUAUCACAAGACUUCCACAGGCAGUCUCCACUGCGUGGCAGCACCUGCUGCAUGGGUGUGGGGCAGGAUGGGGAAACUGGAAAAGCCAGCUGAUGCCUUUGGAAGGGAAAAGAUGGUCUUUCUCCGCUGAAAUGAGGUUUCCUUGCACAGCAGUAUGGGGUAGCCCCGGUGCGUCCCACCUCAUGUAACUGCGAAGGCCGCGGCUGUCAGGGUAGCAGAUGGAAGCCCGCAGGUGAGCACGCACGACCAGCCUUGGUGUCAGCAGGCCUCAGCAAACCAUGGCCGGGCUCUGGGCUGCUGCGAGGGGCAUACGUGUCACAAACCUAAACAGUCACAGAGAGGUCACCAUUUUCACUGCAGAGUGCUAAAAAUCCAAUAGGAGUGUAAGAGGACAUGAGUGUGGUUGUGCAGUGAGGAUUACAGGACCGCUGCUGGAGAUGGCUUUAGUGAGUGGGUUGUGUAAGGAGCUAUUUAGUCCCCAAGGGACUUGCAGUGGUGCUUCCCUGUCAGAGCACUUUGUGUGCCCAGGUUGCAGAACAGAGCUGAGAGAGAUGCUAAAGGGCUUCAAGGCACCAGGAGACACCAGCAAAAGUCCUGAGGAAGUCCCUGUCUCUCCUCCCUCCCCGGUAUAUUUUCAUACAUCCCCCUCCCAUCUGUCAGUGUAAAACAAAGUAAACUCACUGCGCUUUUCUUCACAAAGGGGCAGGAAGGGGAGGAGAGGACAGAAAGGAGAUGUGCAGGGAGGGUCUGGCAAGCAGGGACGAGUUCCUCCUCUCAUAUUGCAAAAUGCAGGCUUAGCAGGUUGGCGUGUCUGGGCUCUCAACCUGACAUUUAGUGCCACCUGGUCUUCUGUUUUAAGCAAGUGGUGGUCUAACCCUCCUUUGUUUGCUGGAAUAACAUUCACUGCAGUAUUUAAAAAAUGGGAGUCAAGGAAGGACUACAGUAAAGAGCAUGAAUGAAUGGCUAAAAUAGCGGAUUUAGGCGUUAAAAACAUUGAGUCUGCCCAAAUAUGCUUUUAGGUAACAGUAACGUAUCACUGUCUCCACUGUGUAUCUCCACUGUGUGGACUGGUGCCGAGAGCACUGCAGUGAGGGGGUGAUACGUCUUCCGCAGAGAUGCUGGCCAUUCUGAUUGCCUGAUGCAGCUGGGGCCCGAGCCAAGGAGAGCUGCCCUCCAAAACCUGCCACCUCCUCAGCUGAGAGCUGCCCAUUGGGGUAGGUCGUGCUUACCCCAUUCUGAAGCACAGCACGAGGUCCCAUUCCGGUCGUUGCUGAAGAUGGCAGAGGUUUGCCUGUCCUCUGCUGCAGCAGGAGCUGGGUCAGGCCCAAUGCAACGAGCGAGAGCACCAGCCAAAGUUCUCAGCCCACAGCCACGCCGUGGGCCGAUGGCUCUUGUUGAGGCGAGCCUGAGGGAAGGGAUGGCCCACAGUGACAGCACCCUGAGGGACAGGGGCGAGGGAGCAGCGUGGGGGCACAGGCUGGCCACUGGGAAGAGCAGCUCUGGGGCCAGCGCCGAGCUGUUGUCUUUGCAAAGCUUCCUCCAAAUACUCCGUACUGGGACCAAGUACUAGACGUAGAUUUUAAUAGAUUUGAGGUUUUUUGGUUUUUUUUUUUUUUUCCUCCUUACUAUGGUGCUGAUGUAUAUGUAAUAUUAA